CAACGUCCAAGACAUCAGACAUCGAGAUCGGCAAGAUGCUUUCGAUGCUUGGGGGCACCUGGCCCCCCGACGGCGUUUGGACUUCAAUAGCCCUGGCGUGCCCUGCGCAUGGAGGAGGAGGCCAAACCGUGGAAAAGACCGCAUGGAAGCCGCCUGCCUGCUGCCACGACCGUAGGCAUGCAACUUUUCUUUGCCGGCCAAGUCAUUUGAUAGCAGUGCGCUCCUACAAAUUAUACGCCUGUAGUGCGCGAGAAUAAGAGACUAGAACGAGCAUCGGCGACCAACGUGGAGAAAAUGGAAGCAACUUGAGUGUCACGAGUCACAAUUGCAGUCUGCCUCCCACGUCUCCAAUGCAAGCCCGCAUCCCAUGAGGUUGGAAGAAUGCCGAAAGGCGGUCGAGAUCAAUCAAGCUGCUGGUGCCAAUGAGACUACUCAGACCUUGCGCAUGUAAUGCCUCAAGGGUGCCUCCCGCCAUGCCAGCAAGUCGUCUGGAAGUCAGAUGCCGCCUGCUGCAGCCCAGCCGCCGGCGGUCCCAAAGCCCCAUCGCUGGCGCGGCGCGGGCGGUGCCGACCGCCCGCAGCGCCGGCGCGGCCCCGUCGCGGGCCUGGAGCGCAGCUCCGCGGCAGAGGGUCGCCGCCGUUGCCGCCGCCGCCGCCGUCGCCGUUGUCGCUGUCGUCAUGGAGGGGGCAGAGGAGGAGGCGGAGGAGGAGGAGGCGGAGGAGGCGGAGGAGGAGGAGGAGGAGGAGGAAGAGGAGGAGGAGGAGGAGGACGAGGGAGGCACGGGAUGAGGC
This is a messenger RNA of Prorocentrum cordatum, 791 nucleotides long. Lineage: Eukaryota; Dinophyceae; Prorocentrales; Prorocentraceae. The record is from the annotation of a GenBank genome assembly.